Molecule: messenger RNA, 6089 nt
Organism: Porites evermanni
Lineage: Eukaryota; Metazoa; Cnidaria; Anthozoa; Scleractinia; Poritidae
Source: the annotation of a GenBank genome assembly
AUGGAGCCAGUACAGAAGGGAAGUGAUUCGCGCAACCAAGACGUGGACUUUAAACUAAGCGCUUCUGAAAAUACACCAGAUAAGAUUUCAUCUGCAAGGACUGGAACAGAAAGCCCCCAAAUCGAACUUGGUCUUAGCAAAGAUCAGUCGAUGGAAAGGAGUUUUGGUGGAGGAAAUCCUUCUUUGAGUGAAUUAACCUCUGUAAUUGGUUCAGAAUUCACGGAGGAAAGCGAAGUACCGCAUACCAAUGAUCCUAACGAUUCACUUGGUGAAAUAAGAGAAGAUUUAUUUGGGAAGAGUGAAGUUAUUGAAAAGGAGAAAGAGAUAAUGAGCGGAGAAUCGCAGAGUUUUUCUGAACAAAGCGACUCAAGUAAAGUGGAAAUCCAAAGCCGUGCAAACCUCUCUAAUCACAGCAAGAAACAAAAUUCCAAAGAACUUGUUUCAAAAGGAGGAAAAAGAGAAAAACCAGGAGAAUUAUCGGUGAAGAAGCUGAGAAAAGAUCAGUGUUGUCAAGGUGAUAGUUUAAGAGAGAACUCAAAAAGUAAUGAAGUUCAAAUUUUGAAAGAGAAACUCGCUGUGAGUAAGAAAGACACGGAGACCAUGCAGAAGUUGUUGGAAGAUGUUCGUAAAGACUACGAAGAUCUUCAGAAAAACUUUGAAAAAAGAGAGAGCGAGGCAAGAAAUAAAGGAUUUAUUGAGGAAGUGACAAAGGAAAACAAUGAAAUUAAAAAGGAAAAAGCUGAAGUUAAACGCAAAGCGUCGAAAAAGGAAUGUAAAAGUUCGGAUGACUUGAGUUCGUUGGAGCUAGAUAAGCCGAGAACGGUCAAAGCGGCAAGCGACAUGACCUGCCCUUGCUUUGCGCCGAGUUUUCGUAAAGUUGUAACUGAUGUUACUGAAGAUUUUAAAGAAACCAUCUCGCUGAUAAAAAAAAGUUCGCAAGAGGGAAAGGAGAGGAUUAGAAAAGAACUUGCCCAGUUAAAAGACGAAUAUAAAUGCGCUUUGGAGAGAAAAGAUUCUGAAAUUCAUGCAUUUGAGGAGAUGAUUAAAGGUUUGCAAUCAAGGAUACGUGAAAGCGAGCGAGAAAUUGUAAGUUUUCGAGAUGCAGUGUCGUCAUCUUAUGAAGAAAAGAUUAGACUGUACGAUGAUAUUUGCGCGUUAAAAGACAAACUUGCAAAGGUGGAGCGUGACGGCGAAACAAGUCGCGCUGCCUUAGAAAGAAUAAAACACGGUUUAAAGAAAUUUUGCACGGCUGAAGAAUAUGAGGAACUGGAACAUCAAAGUUUUAGAUUAAGGGACUGUGGAGAAGUGGAAGGAAGUCCUAGAGAGCGAAGCGAAAGCGAUGAGAGCGUAACUGAGGUUAAUGACAAACUGGCGAAGUUUCAUCCGGUCUUGAAAAAGGCCAAAAAAGAAAUAACCAAGCUAAAGGAACAGAAGCAGGAUGCCGAAAAUCGUUUGCAGGAAAAAGUCUCUCAAGCGACGGAGAAGGAGACGCAGUUAUGUAAGAAGUUGAAAAAGGCUUUGAGCGAGUUGAAACAAAGCCAAAGUGAUACAACAGAGCUUUCAAAACAGUUGGAAGCACUAAAACUUGAAAAUACCAGACUAAAUACUGGUUCUGAUGAACUAGAAGGACAAUUGGAAGAUUUGCGCAGAGGGUAUGCACAAGAGCUAAGAACGGUGAAUGACAAGUUGAAGAUCUCGAACGACAAACUGAUGCAUAGCCAAGAAAAAUAUAACCAACUGCAAGAGGAUAAUAAAAUAUUACGUGAUGACUAUGACGAUUUAAAGAGUUUCGUGGACGAAAUGAACGCAAAGAAAAUGAAAGACGUUGUUAUUGAUGGCUCUGACAACGAGGACGAUUUAUCGGAGCAACUGAUAAAGGUGAGAUAAUCAAAUUUAUUAUCCUUCCAAAAUAUUUCGCCGUAUCUGAUUGGCUCAAAUCCCCCGACUAACUCUCCAUGACCACCCGGCGUUAGGUGAGAGCAAUAUACUAUCGAUUCGGUGAUAUAUUUGCUUGGAGACAAGGUUGAUCUAUAGUAUAUUUGCGUGGAAACGGGACUGUUUGAAAUGGCGUUUUAGUACGACUAUCUGAAGACAAAAUAGCCGAAUUCCUGACCGUUACUGAACAGAAGAUCUGAACGGGCUGAACGUAAGAUUUCAACAGUUACGUGCGACUUAAAGAUUAAUGCAGCUAGCCCCUGGUUUUGUUUAACAUAGAAAUAUAAGUAGCUGCCUCGACCCUCGUAACGGUGCGUAGGCUUUUUCGUCAACAUGCAGCAUUGGUAUGGCGGUCCGUAUCCACCUUGACGCUACGCACGAAAACCGGAAGCACAAGACUUCACGGGAAUGAUGAUUCCUAAGAUAAAUCGCGGUCCGCUUGAAAGACAGGAGGGUCUCCUGGGAACGAGGCAGCUAAUAAAGGAUUCAAAAAGCAUGCAAACGAGGUUAAUGUGUCAAUAUGAUGAUGUUUUGGCCUCUUUUCCAUGUCAAGACGGCUGAUAUAUCUGUAAUAACGGCCAUUAAGAGCACAAAAUCGCGGAUAGUUUGUAUCGUUCGUUAAAUAAAAGUUGUUUGGAGACUGUAUAUUCUUGACAACGUUCAUGGAGGCCGCUUUCCAUUCAACCCCAAAUUCCGGAAAUUUCGGUUGGUACAUCAAAUGCAACGGACCUUUUCGUUUUGGUCCGACUGGAAUAUUCGGGACCAGCUUUAAAGGUGGUCCACUUUGAUCCGGUUAUAUCGGUAGGUGGGACCGAAAUGCCCCUUUUCAUUUCCAUUACCGCUCUUGUAUCCUUCUUACAAGAACAAUAACCAAACGGGCGGUGGCUUGUGUCUGGUCUGUGUAACCAGAAUGUACCGUUAGAUUGGGCACGUGGAAUUUGCGAAAUUUCAAACCGCAAUUUUAGUCGAAUGGAAAGCGCCCGGAGUUUAUAAUACCGAGAGUUUAUUCCUUGUAGGAAGAGUCAUCGCUAAAGGAACAGCUUAAACUUGAGAAAGACAGGAACGAAAAAUUCCAGAACGAAAUAAAACUUCUGAAAAAGGACAUUGAUCUGUGGAGAGAAAUAGUUAGCGAUGAGGGGUUUACUGGAGGUGUGGGAUACCUGAAGAUUGAAAAUGAAGAUUUAAAACAGGAAAUAGAAGAUCAUCAGUAAGUGAGAAUCGCAAACAAUAUUCAGGAUAAAUAAAUAUAGAGAAGAACAUCACCGUUAAAUACGCAACUAAUGCAGUUGCGAAAAGAAAGCCUGGAAAAAUUCAGUGGGCUGGCUACACCCCUGCUACAGGUGAAGAUGGAAUAAUGAAUAUAUGACAUUCAUGUAUUCAUCCUUUCACUAAGGAUAAAGUUAGCCGAAAAAUGUUUGUCGAUUCUAGUGAAAACCUGUUGCCCAAGGGUGCUUGCGUUUCGCCAAGUUUUGUAAGGAAAUGUAGGAACAGUUCCCUCGCACAGGGUGGCUCGGGUAGGCGAGUGUUUGUUAAGCAAAACAAAAACUCUGCUCGUGUAUCAUACUUUUUGAUACAUCCCCAUUUGUCAAAUGUAGGUGAACUCUGUUGGGGUCGAUUUCCACUCAAACAGAUCAAAUUUCAGAAAGAGGAAAGUGUUGUAAUUUGAUUGUGUUUUUGUUUCCUAUUUUAGAGCCGUCAUCAGACAGCUUAUAUCGAAAAAGAAGGAGCACACCCGAAUCAUCAAUAAGUUGCGUACAGAAAAUAGUUUGCUUAAGGUACGGCAGGAUAACUUUUCCCUCUAGUUGCCCUAGGCUAACACUGGAACUCGUUAAAGAAUGACUUGACAACCAAAAAUUUGACUAACAAUACACGACUGUUUAACUGUGACAAUAGACGGAUAGAAACGCACCAAUGACAUAACGAGUCUUCAUAGCCAAUAACAUCACGGCUUAACUGAAAGACGACGUCAAUAACAUCGCGACUUAAUUGACCAAUCAGGUCAAUAACCAGAGUUUAAUACCAUCAACUGACGUGAUACAACUCACUUCGACUCUGAAGAUGACUACCGCACAGGUUGUCGAAACGUCAGUCACUGUCAACAACAACAGUCCUAUUCAGGACUACGUUCACUCGGACGAUCAUGCUCAACGUACUUAUGAAAUGACUCCUGUGUUGAAACCUUUCACAGUAAAGUAAGAAUCUGCGUUUUCCCAAGUUAGCCUAAACGGGUUUUUACAUAAAUAGUAGUAAGCACAAAUUUAGGCCAUUCAGGUUCUUAAAAAAAUUCUCAUUUUCUGAAGAAAAAAGAAAUACAUUGUAGCUAAGAGUAUUAAGUGGUCUUUAGCUUAUUCCUUACAUAAAAUCUGCAUACCAUCACAUUGCAGUUGGGGUGAUAAGGCACCUGUGUCUCCAAAGAGGACUCCGAAUGUUGACUUAUCUUAUUUGCCAAGUGUACAGAAUUUUUUUUUAAUAGAUUUAGAAAAUAAGAACCUGCUUCAAAGUUUAGGUUAAUCAGGUUCUUGUUUAGAGGGGAUCUAACUGGCAAAUUUUAGCCUACAGGUUCUUCAAAUCCAGGUUCUUACACGCUGGUUUUUACUGUAUCCGCCGAUUGGAAUCCGGACUGGGCCUUCCAUUAUAAAAAAAAAUCUCACUGGCUACUACUGUUUUAUCAUAAGAUUAAGAGCACUUUAUGGUGAUUUUUUUUAUCAUUGAAGUCUUUAUUGGUACUAUUGGGUUACCAGUCACCUAUUAACAACGUCCAUUUUAAGGGGAAUACUCUCACAUUGACGAUCACCCCAGCGCACAAACAACUGAUACUACUGGGUUCACAAAUCAGUCACCAACAACAGUCUUUUUGAUGACUACACUCAUAUGAACGAUCCAGCGCACGGUUAUUAGACCUGGAUUCGAAACUGUAUCCUAGCAAAGGCUCUACUGUCAGGGUGAUGGUCGAUCACACUCGACAAACUAAUGAUAGCCCGGAGUUCAACCGAAUAUUUUUUGCAAAGAAGUCACUUCACUGAGCAAAUCUCAGUAACUCUAAAGAUGGCAGGUUCUAGUCUAAUGACAUUUAACUCGUCAGGGACCGCGUAACGCACCUGAAGAUACACACGAGGAUUCGUUGCUCGAAUCUGAGGAUGAACUGGAAAGCGAGAUGCCUGAUACGACAUCAACACAGGAAAGUCAGAUGAAAUUUGACAAGAAUGGAAAAAUGGAAGACGAAAAACAAGUUAGUAUCCAGAUUUCCAUGCCAUAAUUUAAAAUGAAAAAAUCUCACCGAAAUGGGAUGAUGUCUUAGGGGCCGCUUAUUAAGAGGGUCAACUGUAGGAGUUACGUGGCGAGAUGAAGAGAACCGCUGACACUGGCCUGGUUGCCGCGAGUGCAGUUUAGUUUUUUGUUGUAUUGUGCAAACUGAAUCAGGGUUAUCUAGUGGGACUGAUAAAUUUUAAUAAGAAAGCAAACAACGAAAUGAUCUCAUAUUCAAAUGAACCAAUCAGCUCUCACCGCAAGUACACGUUGCCGGCGAAAAGCGCGGGAAAAAAUUCAAACACUGGGAGGCGUCACGAAAUUUGGAAGAACUUUGCGAUGAGUGAACUAAUGACGUCAAUCGUGCAGGAAAACUGCCAGAUUAUUGAACGGUUAACCGAGAAAAUCUGGGGACGAGGUUGACUUGUUUUGGCAGUGAUUACAAAACGGCGGAAUAUUUCACUCGUUUUACGAGUGAAGAAUCAGGCGAACUAUUGGCUUUAAACACAUAGCAAGAACAGCAAGAAGACAACUCGACGGACGGCAUCUGCUAUUUGGAGAAUAUUUGCAGAACUGAACAACCCUUUAUCUCCUAAACUUACCGAUAAACAUGCACUAUCGAAGAUGAACUGAAAAUCGAUGGAGGUAAGCAUGUUUGAGCUUGUUUUUAGACUAAACAAAUUAUUUUAAAUGAAUAAUGAAACAAGUAUUUAAAAAAAGAACUAGACAGCCCUGACAGCCCCUUUAAUACUAAGAAAACCAUCUCUCCGUUCUUUUAAUAGACUGAAUUUUCUGAUGAAGAGGAAGAUUCUCUAUUUGUACAGUUCAUGGACGACAACGAUAGAUUACACAAGGGUCUUAAUCUCGCGGAAAUUCUUGAAUAUGACACAAGCAUGAGCGAAAAGGUA